This is a messenger RNA of Cylicostephanus goldi, 462 nucleotides long. The record is from the annotation of a GenBank genome assembly. NCBI's taxonomy places the organism in Eukaryota, Metazoa, Nematoda, Chromadorea, Rhabditida, Strongylidae.
AUGAGUCUUUGGGUAGACAGAUAUCGUCCAAAGAAGUUGAGCGAGCUCACUUAUCAUUUGGAACAGGCUUGUGAUCUAGCCGAACUGGUGAAAACAGAAGACUUCCCUCAUCUUCUAGUCUAUGGGCCUACUGGCGCGGGAAAACGAACGAGAAUCCAUUGCAUUCUGAGAGAGUUAUAUGGUGCUGGAGCGGAACGCCUACGUCUUGAUAAAAAGUCGCUUACCACACCUUCUAAUCGUAAAAUUGAGAUAGAUACAGUAAGCAGCAAUUAUCACAUCGAGAUCAAUCCUGGUGAGGUAGGCAUAUAUGAUCGAGUUGUGGUACAAGAAGUCAUCAAACAAAUGGCGCAGACGACACAGAUCGCGAGUGCUACGCAAAAGAGCUUCAAAGGUGAGGAAGCGCCAUUGUGCAAAUUACUGCUGACUUAUUCGCAACUGCUUGUUGUUUUUGCAAUCAAUUAG